Penicillium cosmopolitanum is the source of this 387-nucleotide messenger RNA. RefSeq lists its product as uncharacterized. The record is from RefSeq and is a predicted model, not a curated record. NCBI's taxonomy places the organism in Eukaryota, Fungi, Ascomycota, Eurotiomycetes, Eurotiales, Aspergillaceae. The coding region runs from base 1 to 387 and encodes 128 amino acids. The transcript has a single exon.
AUGGAUGAAGAGGAGAUACAAAGCAUCCAGGAUGAAGACCAAUUUUGCUACCGACAGCUUGAGCAACUUUUCACGAAGUUUCAUUCUUGGUUUUACGAGCUUGGAUUGCCCAUCAUGGAUUUCAUGAGCGGCCCCUGGCAUAAAUACAUAACUGGAGUUCUCUCAAGUCGAGAUUCUUACGACGAAGAACAUAUCUUCCAGACAAGAGAUCUUGGAAUAUUUCUCGAGCCAACUGAGCUUGAAGAGGUCCCUGAAUUCUUCUAUUUGCUUGGUAAUCAGGUUGAAGAACUGGAAUAUGAGAAAGCUGUUUCCGAUGAUGAGGAUGACGAUGAACAUGACGAGUUCGAUGAUGAAACAAAGAAUGGCAGACCAGCCUCUCCAGUAUAA